ACCGCCCCUCUCCUUCCCCACGCGCUCCCCUCUGCCCGCCCUCCAUGCGCCUGCGGCCCCCAGGUGGCCUUGCCGCCCCGCACGCUUGCUCCCCGUGUCAGCCGUUCCCUACUAGAGCGUGUGAGCCGUGGUCACUCGGAGUUAGCUCUCAAGGCCCCCCAUCCUCAAAGCUCCAUAACCUCCUUAGGAAGGAGGGGGAGACUGGGCAGCCCCCUCCCUCCCUGAGGACGCUUGGAGCCCCGCCCACAGUGGGUGGGGUCGGCACUGGAGGGGUUAAGCCGGGCGAGAAGCCCGGGGCUUCCUCCCGCCCCACGCAGGAGUGCAGCUGCCCCAGGUUUCUGUCCCCGGGGCAUGACCAUGUGGUUAGGACUGGCCCUGGUGCUAGGGGUGGCCAUGUGCCUGGGGUAUAGCUGGCCCUUGCAAGCCCCUGAGCGUGCCUUCUCCGUGCUGUAGAAUGUGCCCUUGGCACACUGUGAGGCCCGUCAUGGGGUGAGGCUGCCACUUGGUGCCCUGGGCAUCGUAUCCAAUUGGGGCCAGCAUUUCCGUGGGCAGAACAUCACCAUUUUCUGCAAGAACCAGUUUGGCCUGUAUCCCUACCUGGGGCCCAUGGGUACAGCUCAUAACGGGGGCAUCCCCCAAGCUGUGCCCUUUGAGCACCACCUGCUGCAAGCUGCCUCCCAGAUCCACUGCAGCCUAGGACCUGGCUUCACUGGUCUGGCGGUGCUGGACUGGGAGGAGUGGUAUCCACUCUGGACUGGGAACUUUGGCCGCCGCCACACCUACAAGGAGGCAUCCUGGGCUUGGGCUCAGCAGGCGUUCCCUGACCAGGACCCUCAAAAGCAGCUCCACAAGGCCCGUACUGGAUUUGAGCAGGCGGCCCGUGCGCUGAUAGAGGACACACUGCAGCUGGGCCAAGCACUGCAGCCCCAAGGGCUCUGGGGCUUCUAUCACUACCCGGGCUGUGGCAAUGGCUGGCAGGGUAAGGCUGCCAACUGCACAGGCCACUGCCAUGCAGCCACCAUCGCCCGCAACACUCAGCUGCACUGGCUCUGGGCGGCCUCCAGCACCCUCUUCCCUAACAUCUACCUCCCACCCCGACUGCCACCUGUUCACUGGCAGACCUUUGUCCGGCAUCCUGAGGAGGCCUUCCACAGGGCCCUGGUAGGGCACCCACACCCCCUACCUGUCUUGGCCUAUGCCUGCCUCACGUACUGGCAUUCCGGAAGGUUCCUGGUCCAGGAUGACCUUGUGCAGACCCUUGGUGUGAGUGCAUCUCUGGGAGUGGCCGGCGUGGUGCUCUGGGGCAACUUAAGCCUCUCCAACUCCAAGGAGGAGUGCUGGCAUCUCCAUGACUACCUGGUGGGCACCCUGGGCCCCUAUGUGAUCAAUGUGACCAGGGCAGCCAUGAUGUGUAGCCGCCAGAGGUGCCAUGGUCGUGGGCGCUGCGCCCGGCGGGACCCAGGACAGACAGAAGCUUUUCUGCACCUGGGGCCUGAUGCCAGCCAUGGGGCUUGGGAGCCCUUCAGAUGCCAGUGUUACUGGGGCUGGGCUGGCCCAACCUGCCAGGAACCCAGCCUUAGUUCUGCACCUGAAGAAGCAGCCUAAAGCUGGGCAUCCCUGCCCCUGCCCCAUCUGGCCUCUGCUCUAGCUUGUCCAGUCCUGGUGGCAUUCUGUCCCAAUCUUGCGAGGUCAUCCUCCUGAGCACACACCCCUGGGCAGGGGUGGAGGGGGAGGUGCACAAAAUCAAGAGACACUCUGAGCUCUAAUGACUCCAGGGCUGCAGCCAGCUCCAGGCUGCGUUCCUGCACUUCACCGAGUCCGGGGCCAGAUGGGCCCCCUUAGACAGUUGGUCUUGGCUGAGGUGUGUGAAGAGGAAAGCU
This is a messenger RNA of Ochotona princeps (American pika), 1880 nucleotides long. It is a transcript of the gene HYAL3, whose product is annotated as hyaluronidase 3. Gene Ontology annotation, biological process: hyaluronan catabolic process; carbohydrate metabolic process. NCBI's taxonomy places the organism in Eukaryota, Metazoa, Chordata, Mammalia, Lagomorpha, Ochotonidae. Gene Ontology annotation, molecular function: hyalurononglucosaminidase activity. Gene Ontology annotation, cellular component: acrosomal vesicle. The record is from RefSeq and is a predicted model, not a curated record.